This is a messenger RNA of Scomber japonicus (chub mackerel), 2809 nucleotides long. It is a transcript of the gene rpz4, whose product is annotated as rapunzel 4. The record is from RefSeq and is a predicted model, not a curated record. Lineage: Eukaryota; Metazoa; Chordata; Actinopteri; Scombriformes; Scombridae. The coding region runs from base 221 to 1396 and encodes 391 amino acids. The transcript has 3 exons.
CCACCCAAGUUUUUUUUGUUUUUUUCUGUCUGACUGGGUGUGCCUCUUGUCUGUAAUAUGAGAGCCACAUGACCAAUAGGAAAGACAAACAGCCUGCAAGUUAGUGUGUUUCUUCCGCAAACUUUUUUAAGUUUCUGCUGUGUUGUAAGAGAAGCAAGAGAUCAGGCCAUAGUUCAACGACAGUGGAACAGAGCUAAAAGUCCGAGCAACAUCAGCAAACAUGGCAGACCAACUACAAAAGCUCAUAGCAGACAGGAAGAACGUGGUGGAGAACGUGAUGGAAGUGUUUGAGCAGGGCGCUGAAGUAGUGGCCAGUAUCGCUGGUGAUCUCUUCCCUGUUUUCUCCAUCGCUGCCCCCAUUGUUAAACUGGCUCUAGACAACGUGGAGAGCAAAGAGGCUGCGUUCAUGAAGGAGCAGUUCCAGAAGGUCCGUGAGCGUCUGGAGGUGGUCUCGGAGGAGAUUCAGCGGAUCAACGAUGAGAUCAAGAAAAGUGGGGUUGAUGCUACGUAUUUCUCAGUGGAGGAAAACAUCACAAAUCAGUUCAGGAAGUACAUGGACAUCCUCAACGCCAAACCUAAGUUCAGGGAGGUCAAGAAGAAGCUUUUCUUGGAACAUUUUGCCAAGACUGGCGGGGACAAAAACCUGAACACCCUCUACAACGCCGUGACGGGAGAUAACUUCUCUGGGGAGUCCGUGCUCGAGAUCACCCUGAACUACGAGGAGAAAAGUCGCCGGGCGAUGGAAGACUUCUGCGCCAGGCUGAAGAAACUGUUCUGCAUCGGGCUCAUCGCGCUGUUGGGUCACGCUGCUCUAAAGGAGUAUGGCGAGGAGGAGGAGCUACUGAAAGACUGGGGUGAGAAGAUGAAGGCUGUCCAGGAUAAAAUGAAUGCUGUGAUCGAAGACUGCAUCGUCAGCUUCCCCAAACAGGCUGAGCUGGAGUCCCGUCGACUGGUGAGGGACCAGGGGAACUUAAGCAACCAGCAGCUAGCUGAUGCUCUCAUAGAGAAACUAAAGAAGAAGUAUGACUGGGUGGGCUGGUCUGUGCGUGUUUUCAGGUCCCCUUCAGGUCUGUUCACAAACAAGAAGGAUUUCCACUGCUGCACAGGGAAGAGUCGCUUCCAGGUCCCUUCAUCGGAUGAGAAACUUAAUGUUGUGGUGUCCUACAGCUCCUCCUCUGAGCCUGUGGAUGAGAAUCACAUCCAGCAACUGAUCGAGAGUCAGAAGAAAGUCACAGUGGUGAGUGUUGCAGAGCUGUUGUUUGAGAAGCUGCCCGGCUCCUGUGUGGUCCACACAGUCAAAACCAGCAAAGACCUGGCCUGCUGCUGGAGCUUCUCCGCUGAGCUGCACUACUGGCAGGAGCACAAAAACUUCUACGUCUGUGUUCACUCUGCUUAAAGAAUCAUGCACUCAAAAAGUCACUCAUCCUAUAUGUAUGGGAAACUUCAUAUUUGCACCAAAAAAAAGCACCACUGCUGCCUAUCUGCUUGCCUUUUCACAGAAUGUGCCUUAACUGCCCCUCACUGAUAAUCUUUUAUAACUGAGUUGGCCUCUUUUCCUCAUGCUUGCUCCUGCAGACAUGAGGAGCAUCCAUAAGAAACCAACAUAAACUAUUAUUUAACUAACAGUAAUGUCUUUUCUGAUCCCUGCAGCCAUGCUUUGCUCAUUUUUCAAAGCAGACACAAGUGCUGACCACUUGGUUUAGGCUGCAUUAUAUUCUAAUGUCUCUUUUUGUUAGGAAAUUGGUUGAUUUUAAAAUGAAAAUUUGGCAUAACAUCUAAAUCUUAAUUUUAUUUAGCCUUUAUAAAUUUCAGAGGGAAGCAGUUGUUUUGUUACAAGGUGGACGUGUCCAAUUUGUUUAUUUAUAGAAUCCAGCUGUCAUAUGGAGAUUAUGCCUCUCUGGUAGUGAUAAGCAAUGACCUCACCCUGUUGAGGACGUGCACACCAAAGCCACGGCAGAAAAGGUCUCCAGAUUUACAGAGACUGAGACAGAAGCCUUAAAAUCCUCAUUCUGACUUAUUUUCUUGUAUUCAUCUGACCAAAAGUAGUAAACCCUGUUACUAGCUGCUGUACAGACCACAUUCAGUUCAAACAUGGUGCAAAUGGCAGUGCAGCAUUCAGGGCUGAACAAUCCUGUUUAGCUGAAAAAUGAAGAAUGGCGACAAUAAAACUUUAUUUACACAGCAGCACUUUGUUUACAUACAGAUACUUAGCAUAGCUAUUCCUGUGUUACAUCUGUGUCUGUGCAACACAAACUGGAAUCUUGUACCUUCUCAAAACCCUGAACUUCACUUAUUAUGUUUUUUUUUUUUAAUCCAAGAGUUAGUUGGAAUUUUAUUUUAGACAUUAUAAAUCUUAACAUGUGGAUUUGGGAUCUUCUUACGAUGUGAUUUUGAUCAAAGUUUGCAUAAUGUGACCAUGACAGGUGUUUGGAGGUAUGUUAACACCACAUUGUGAGAGCAAAAAUACAUCAUGGAGACAUUACACUUGUAUAUCACUGACAUGUUUUGGGUUUUUUUUUAAUAUAUUUUGUGUGAUAUUGUAAACCACUGUAACCUGUUCUGUGUGUUUCUUCUUUGUUUGUCUUGUUUAUAUGUUAUUGCCAAAGUUUGAGUUGAUAAUUGAAAAAUGAAUUUAUCUUCUGACCAAAAUAUGCCCUAUAUUUACUGUAUAAGUACUGAUGGAAAUGUUUAUGUUGCACACCUGUUAUAUAAUAUUUGCAUAUCCACACAGCAUAUUAGAUGGGUUAUCAGUGUCUCUGAUUCAUAUACUUUUGGUACACCAAAGCAAUGAAUGUAGAAAAACUUUUAA